This is a messenger RNA of Enhydra lutris kenyoni (northern sea otter), 1899 nucleotides long. RefSeq names its product glycoprotein Ib platelet alpha subunit (gene GP1BA). The coding region runs from base 1 to 1899 and encodes 632 amino acids. The transcript has a single exon. NCBI's taxonomy places the organism in Eukaryota, Metazoa, Chordata, Mammalia, Carnivora, Mustelidae. Gene Ontology annotation, molecular function: protein binding. The record is from RefSeq and is a predicted model, not a curated record.
AUGCCUCUCCUCUUGCUGCUGCUCCUGCUGCCACGCCUGUCGUACCCCCAGGAGGUCUGCGAGGUCUCCCAGGUGACCACCCUGAUGGAAGUGAACUGUGACAACAGGGGCCUGAAGGUGCUGCCCGCGAAUCUGCCGGGCAACACGGCCAUCCUCCACCUGAGCGCGAACCCCCUGGGCGCCUUCUCCACAGCAUCUGUGCAGUCUCUGACCCGGCUGGCGCGGCUGUACCUGCGUCAGAGCCAGCUAACCAGCCUGCAGCUGGAGGGGACGCUGCCUCGGCUGGAGAAGCUGGUCGUGUCCCACAAUAAGCUGAAGAGCCUGCCCUUGCUGGGACAGGCACUGCCAGCCCUCGCCAUCCUGGACGUCUCCUUCAAUGAGCUGACCUCGCUGUCUCCCGGCACUCUGAGCGGCCUGGGUGGGCUCCGCGAGCUCUACCUGCGAGGAAACAAGCUCAAGACUGUGCCCCCGGGGCUCCUGCGGCCCGUGCCCCAGCUGGAGAAGCUCAGCCUGGCCGACAACAAGCUGAAUGAACUGCCCCUGGGGCUCCUGGACGGGUUGGGGACCCUGGACACCCUCUACCUCCAAGGGAACUGGCUGCGCUCCGUACCCAAGGGCUUCUUUGGGAAUGGCUUCCUGUCUUUCACUUUUCUCCACAACAACCCCUGGUCCUGUGACUGUGAGAUCCUCUAUUUUGCUCGCUGGCUGGACAGAAACUCUGACAAAGUCUACUUGUUCAAAGAGGGUGAAGACGCCAAGGCCAUGACUCCCGACGUGGCGAGCGUGCGAUGCGUCAACUUGGCCAACAUACCCGUCUACACCUACCCAGGGAAGGGUUGCCCCAGUCUUGGGGAUGAGGAUGACCUAAGCUAUGAUGACUACGAUAACGAGGAAGAGGUGGGAAAGGUCUCUGCCACGCGGGCUGUGGUCAAGUUCUCCACAAACACCAGAGCCCACACAACGCAGUGGGCCCCGCCGCACUCAGCAUCCGCGGCUCCCCCACACCGCCACGUGCCCCAUCCGCCUUCCACCCUCGUGUCUGUGAAGAACCAGAGCCUGUUCCCUACCGCGCCAGAGCCCAGGACGCCCAUCGCGCCCCACCCCCCACCCCCCACCCCCCUAAAGCCCACCAUGUCCCACCCCACACCCUCCACCAUGCCCCAGCCCAUGACCUCGACCACCCCAGGGCUCAUCACGACUUCUACCACGCCCCCGACCGCCCCAGAGCCUACCACGACCUCCACCAUGGCCCCCACCACCCCACAGCCCCCCAUCACAAUUCCAACCACCCCAGGGCUCAGCACAACUUCUACCACGCCCCCGACCGCCCCAGAGCCCACUACCCCCACCACCACCCCAGAGCCCAUGACGACUCUAAUUCUCUCUGAACUGACCACAUUCUUUGAGAUCCCAAAAUUAACCUCACUCCCUACCAUCUUGGGAUACCCAGUAAGCCCCUCAUCUGUCCACCUCCCAGGGGCCCACGAGGGGGUUCGAGGGAAUCUGGAGAGCUCCAGAAACGACCCUUUGCUCAACCCUGACUUCUGCUGUCUCCUCCCCCUGGCCUUCUAUGUGCUGGGUCUUCUCUGGCUUCUGUUUGCCUCUGUGGUCCUCAUCGCGCUGCUGGCCUGGGCCAGGCACGCAGAGUCACGGGGCCCAGCCACACACACGACACAUCUGGAGCUUCAGAGGGGAAAGCAAGUGACCAUGCCCCGGGCCUGGCUGCUUUUCUUUCAAGGGUCCCUCCCUACUUUCCGCUCCAGCCUCUUCCUGUGGGUACGGGCUAACGGCCGCGUGGGGCCUCUGUGGGCAGGACGACGGCCCUCGGCCCUUAGUCUGGGUCGGGGUCAGGACCUGCUAGGCACAGUGGGCACUAGGUACGCAGGCCACAGUCUCUGA